This is a messenger RNA of Trichosurus vulpecula (common brushtail), 1106 nucleotides long. It is a transcript of the gene PSMB10, whose product is annotated as proteasome 20S subunit beta 10. The transcript has 8 exons. Gene Ontology annotation, cellular component: proteasome core complex. Bases 212 to 1033 code for a protein of 273 amino acids. The record is from RefSeq and is a predicted model, not a curated record. Gene Ontology annotation, molecular function: threonine-type endopeptidase activity. Lineage: Eukaryota; Metazoa; Chordata; Mammalia; Diprotodontia; Phalangeridae.
AAGGUGAAAGUGAAAGCUGAAAUUACAAGAAAAGGAAGCGUCCAAAUUAGCCGUGCACAGUCGCCUCGCUAUCCUGCAAGAGCCUCGACCCCAGCCCCUCCUUGCCUCUUCCUGAUCUCCCCAACCUUGCCAGCCCCGUCUUUGUCACCCCUGUCGAGCCUGGAGCAGCCUCCUCCCCAGCUGUCCGCCUCACAUCCACCCAGCUCGGACCAUGCUGCAGUCAGCCUGGGAGCCCCAGGGGGGCUUCUCCUUCGAAAACUGCCAGAGAAAUGCAUUUCUGGAGUCUUCCCUAAAGGGUCUCCGCGUCCCCCAUGCCCGUAAAACUGGUACCACCAUCGCUGGCCUUGUGUUUCAGGAUGGAAUCAUCCUUGGGUCAGACACACGGGCCACCAACGAUUCAGUUGUGGCUGACAAGAACUGUGAAAAAAUCCACUUCAUCGCCCCCAACAUCUACUGCUGUGGAGCAGGGGUGGCAGCAGAUGCAGAAAUGACCACACAACUAAUGGCAUCCAACAUGGAACUACAUGCCUUGUCCACCGGCCGGAAGCCAAGGGUAGCCACUGUCUGUCGAAUGCUCCGCCAGAAGCUCUUCCGCUACCAGGGCCAUAUUGGGGCCUCCCUGAUUAUAGGGGGAGUGGAUGUCACAGGCCCCCAUCUCUACAGUGUGCAUCCCCACGGCUCCUAUAGCCAUCUCCUUUUCACUGCCAUGGGCUCUGGACAGGGACCGGCCAUUUCUGUGCUAGAGGCUCGCUUCAAACCAAAUAUGACGCUGGAAGAAGGCCAGCGGCUGGUGGUGGAGGCAGUGACUGCUGGGAUCCUGGAGGACCUGGGCUCAGGAAGCAAUGUGGAUGUGUGUGUGAUCACCCAGGCUGGGACCAAGAUCCAGAGAGCAGUGAGCACCCCAGCUGUUCUCUCUAAGAGGCAGGGCAAGUAUGGCUACCCAGAGGGUACUACAGCAGUGAUGAAGGAGACCGUGACCCCCCUGUUACUGGAGAUGAUCGAGGAGACUGUGCAGACAAUGGAGGUGGAGUGAGUGAGCCUAGUGGUCACAGGGUCCCACCCUAAGACAUGGAAAACUUAUGGGACAAUAAAAGUCUUUGAAAUGA